Messenger RNA from Cornus florida, 1473 nucleotides. RefSeq lists its product as uncharacterized. The coding region runs from base 1 to 1371 and encodes 456 amino acids. The transcript has a single exon. Lineage: Eukaryota; Viridiplantae; Streptophyta; Magnoliopsida; Cornales; Cornaceae. The record is from RefSeq and is a predicted model, not a curated record.
AUGAGCGAUAAUUUAGAAAAUCAGUAUCAAUCGAUCAAGAAAGACAAUGAGAAAUUGCCGGUGCCGGAAACUCCAGUUUCCCGAGACCGGAAGCUGACGAUAAGGUUCAAGAUUGGGAAUGUGGAAAAGGGGGUUGAAGAAGAUCCGAUUAGACGGCAAGGGAAGAACUCUCAGAGUAAGGUCUGCACUGUGUGCAAAAAAGAGUUUAUCUCUGGUAAAGCUCUCGGAGGUCACGUUAAAGUACACUGUCAGGAUCACAACAAAGAACAAAUUCUCAAGCAGCUCAAAAUACGUGAUAAAAAACCCAAUAAGUUGAAGAAACAAAAUCUACAAUGGGCCAUCUAUUCUUCCAAGAAAAGAGAUUCUAAUGAAGUCACCAUUGAGAGCUCGGAGGGAAAUGGAAAGCCAACUGUUUGUUUUAUUUGCAGAAAGAAAUUUUCCUCGUCGAAGGCGUUGUUUGGGCACAUGAGGUGCCAUCCUGAGAAGGAACGGAGGGGAAUUGAGUCGCCUAUGGCGGUUAAGAACAGUCCAUCUUCCUCUGUAUCUGAAUCCGUGCCUAGGAAAAUUGAUGAUCACAUUGAUUCAGAUUGUGCAACUAUGGACAACCCAGUAAUUGAUUUGAUGGGGUCAUUACCAAUGUGGCCGGGGACAGGCAGGCGAACCCCGAGAGUCCCGAGAGUCAUGGCCGACACAUUGGAGAAUUCGAGCUCAGAGGAGGUGGAGGUGGAGAAGAAGCGAUUCUGUGACGCGGUGGAUGAAUUCCUUAGGCUAGCUCAAGAUAAUUCUUUUGACUCUGGCCUAGUCCAUAAUGAUGAAAUUGAGGAAUAUGAGGUUGCAAACUGUAGUGCUCUGACAAAUGAGGCUGAAAUUGAGGACAAACAUCGGGUUUCUGAAUCGAAUAAACGAAGAAUUGAGGCGUCGCCUGUUGGAUACAGAAGGGAUUAUCCUGUGAAGAAGCUGAGAAUUGAAGAAAGAGGGUUCAAUACUAAUUGUGGACACAUUGGUGUGGUACCUAAAGAUAUGGAUAAAGGCAAAGGAAAGGCUAUAUUGGAGACUCAGAAUUGUGAAUGGGUUGAUGCAAAAGAUUGGAACAGAGAAGUUGAAGAUUACAUGAAUUGUACAGAUGAUGAGUCUGAUAUCGAAGACACUGAAGAGUACUUGUGCAAAGGACAGCUCAUGAAUUACAAAUGUGAGAGAACUAGUCCUAGGUCAGUGAUGAUUAGUAGCAAGAAGAUCAAGAGGAAUAAGCCAAUUGUGAUAAGGAGUACUCCCAAUAAGUACCAAUGCAGCAAUUGUGAUAGGGUCUAUUCUACCAAACAAGCAUUAGGUGGUCACAUGUCCCUACCACAAGAGAGACAAGAACUUUCAUAACACCAUUGAUGACCCUUCAUCUGCAGCUGCUGAGGAUAAACACCAUCACAAUCCCGCCUCACGAGUGGACGGAGAGCUUGUGCAGAACACACACCAAUGUGA